AUGGAAGGUCCCAAUCCGUUCGCCGACGGUGUCCAAGAGGACGAUUACGAGUCUGAUUUUCAGCGUCUUGAUUCGCCUCCCCCUGUACUUCCCAGCGACACUGGCAAUGCCAAAAUCAAUCCGGCUUCCAAUGGCCAAUAUGCUGACCUUUACCAUGUGGAUUUGGAUACGCUGAAGUCAAGACUGAAAGCGGCCCUAAUUGCUCAAAAGAUCGACCAAGAGGGCCCUUUUAGACCGGAUUUGUACGCUCCUGUUUGGGUUACGAUGACCGCAGCUGCGGCCCACUUCUACGUGCGAAGUUUACUGGUUUUGAUAAUGAGCCUCAUUGAGGGCCAUAUUCCAUCUAUUAUGUCCCGAACCCACACCAUCAUUCCGUAUAUGGCCUUUGCGUUCUCUUACGUGAGCGUGAGUCCGGCUCUGGUCCACGUUUUGGCCAAGUUUGUUUUUAAGAUAAAGAGUGAUUGGGGGUUGGUGGAGCUGGUCAGCCUUUAUGGUUAUUCCAUGACAAUUUGGGUUGCACUUGCUGCUGUGAACAUAGUUUUCAUUCCUUUGCAAACAGUGCUGCCCAACCUGUUCAGCAUUCCCAUGUACUGGACACGAAUCAUGGUUGGCGUCAUUCACACGGCGUUCUUUUUUUACCGGCAGUUCAAAACUGACGAUGAAUCGGACCUUAAAAAACUGUACAUCACUGUCGUAGCCGUGAGUGCGCUAUCUGCAGUCAUUUUGAAGCUGAUGUCUAAUUCAUUGACAUAA
Molecule: messenger RNA, 753 nt
Organism: Lachancea meyersii CBS 8951
Lineage: Eukaryota; Fungi; Ascomycota; Saccharomycetes; Saccharomycetales; Saccharomycetaceae
Source: the annotation of a GenBank genome assembly